Molecule: messenger RNA, 2662 nt
Organism: Chlorocebus sabaeus (green monkey)
Lineage: Eukaryota; Metazoa; Chordata; Mammalia; Primates; Cercopithecidae
Gene: BAALC
Product: BAALC binder of MAP3K1 and KLF4
Cellular component (GO): cytoplasm
Source: RefSeq, a predicted model, not a curated record
CCUGUUCUGGAUUCUUGGAACAGGUAAAUUCAUUGGCCUACCCAAGUCUGAGCUCUAGGUCUGAACCCGCAUGGACCUGAGGGUGCACCGGGAAAAGAAAGGCUGACAACUGGACCCCAGGAAUGUCAAGGCCACCCUGGGCUUGGAGGGAGGAGCCAUGCCUCCACGCUCCACUCAGAGAGGGGGUUCAGGAUACUGGGUGGUUCCAGGUGAUCUAUUGCUUUCUGGAGUUUAAAGUUCAGGGGAUAAUGAAGUCCCACAGCUGGAAGGGGUGUUAGUGACACUGCCUAGCCCAACUCUCUUAAAAAUCAUAGCCCUACUCCUGCCUCCCCAAAUCAGAUAAGACAGGCAUAGGCUCUGACUGUUCCUUAAGUCUUAGCGGCAAUACUCUGGCCGGGUUUGUGGGGUUGCCUCCAGUUCCAUUGCUUUUGUAACAGGUGGCCAGAAAGCUUGGGGUCCCAUGAUAAGCGUUUCAGUUCUUUCCAGGAUGGAUCGAAAGAAGGAAGGAAGGAUGGAUGAAUGAAUGAGUGGGUGAGGGGAUGGAUGGAUGGAUGGAUGGGCCAGAGACUGGGAACGGUAAUCGCGGCCCGACGGGUCCGAGCCCCUCCGGAGCCCUAGCCCUCCUCCUGCUGUGGGGCCGCCGCUCCUCCUCCCGGGCUGGCUUGGAGCCCUGAGGAAGGGGGCGGGCGAGCGGGGGCCCUGGGGUGGCCAGGGCGCGGGGAGGGAGGACUGGGCGGUGGGGACCGAAGGGGAGGGAGGGCCUUGGAGACGGAGAGGAGGGACGGGCGGGGAGAGGGCCCGGCGGAGGGGCGGCGGACACCGCGGGAGCUCCGCGCGGCUGCAGCGCGGGCGGGAGCAGGGACGCAAUGUCGCUGCCGCCGCCUCCUCGCGGGCCGGGGCUGCGCCGCCGGGGCUGAGCCGCCGUCAGAGCCUACAGCUGAGCAGCCGCCAGGCGCGCCUGCGGCGCAGGAGGAUGGGCUGCGGCGGGAGCCGGGCGGAUGCCAUCGAGCCCCGCUACUACGAGAGCUGGACCCGGGAGACAGAAUCCACCUGGCUCACCUACACCGACUCGGACUCGCCGCCCAGCGCCGCCGCCCCGGACAGCGGCCCCGAAGCGGGCGGCCUGCACGCGGGCGUGCUGGAAGAUGGACUGUCCUCCAAUGGUGUGCCCCGAUCUACAGUCCCAGGUGGAAUACCCAAUCCAGAGAAGAAGACGAACUGUGAGACCCAGUGCCCAAAUCCCCAGAGCCUCAGCUCAGGCCCUCUGACCCAGAAACAGAAUGGCCUUCAGACCACAGAGGCUAAAAGAGAUGCUAAGAGAAUGUCUGCAAAAGAAGUCACCAUUAAUGUAACAGACAGCAUCCAACAGAUGGACAGAAGUCGAAGAAUCACAAAGAACUGUGUCAACUAGCAGAGAGUCCAAGCAGAAGGGUAGAUGGACUUCUUCUGUGUCCUUCAAGGCACUGGAUACCAUCAAAGAACCUUGAAGAAGUGGCUGCCCCUUGCUGGACCUGAAUGCUACUGAGUCCCUGGCAAGACUGUCUUACCUGGCAGCAAACUGCUGCCUGAUUUGUUGGGACCCUUCUGAGCCUUCUACUUAUCAUGUAAAUGUAUUGGCACAGUGCUUACGUAUGUUAAUAAACUGCAAAUGUGCAGUUCAGUUUGUCUCUUUGCAACUCCUGUAAUAGGGUCUGGUGUAAAAGUAGUGAGUUAAAGCUACAGGUCAGUUUAUGAAACAGAAAAGUAGAAAUGCAUUUCCGGGGUGAAAGAGUCACACCUUAGUACUAAACUCUCCUGCCCAUUAUUGUGUGUUCUGUUUCAGGCAAGCUUAUUCUUUCCUUCUUUCAUUUUAAAUAUUAUCAUUACAAAUCUUACCAGGGUCACUUAAAAGCUGGCUUCCAUCCAACUCUAAACCCACAUAUUGAAAAAAUCAAGGCAGAGAAAAAUUCCUUGUUAUCCUUGUUUCCUUAGCUUGGUAUGAGACAGAUCAGAUCCAGUUUCCCAUGGAUCAACCCACUGCCCAUAGCAUGUCUUUGGGAGGUGUCUGUGAAGCAGUCAUACCUGCUCCUCAUCUGCCUGGGAAGUCCUCCUAUUCUGAUGUCCACGUUGGCCUCCAGUCCUUAAUGUCACCAUGCUUGUGGCCAAUGCAUCCAAAUAAGGAUACCCCUCAGGGCUCAGCCAGACAUUGCAAUUUUGCAUAGCUUUCCAGUUCCCUUUGCUUGUCUUCUUAACUGUCUUCCCUCUCUAUUGGGGUCAUUUGCAAUUGUUAAUCAAAGAUUGAACACUGCGUAGGAGAAGGAGAUGAUCCAGAGACAUGUGGCAGCAUGCAUGGCUUCACCUUGGUCUCUCUGUUCACCACCCCAGGACUGUCAUUUUGGCAUCUGCAAAGGAAUCACUUUAGAAAGCCAGCACCUGGUUGAUGUGUAUUCACACUGACAUUAGAUUGAUGUGCACUGCAUUAGAAAUGAGGUAACUGACACAGAAAAAGGAUGUUUUGAUAGGAAUAAUUUUCUAGUAUGUCUUGAAACAUGUUCAUCUGGAUGUAUUUUCCUCCAAACUAAUGUAGCAGGAUUUUUCAAGGAUUGUUAACAUGCCUGGGAUUGGGAAAGAUAGGACUAAAGUUGUACCAAACUAUACCAAUAAAUUCCACGUUUAGCAGAAA